Molecule: messenger RNA, 2830 nt
Organism: Pseudo-nitzschia multistriata
Lineage: Eukaryota; Bacillariophyta; Bacillariophyceae; Bacillariales; Bacillariaceae
Source: the annotation of a GenBank genome assembly
CUAUAUGGUGCAUCAGGUGCAUCAAUCGGUAGGAUUGGAGUGAUUUGUCACGAGAUUGGGCAUGCUCUAGGUAAGAAAGUCUUCAUUUAUGAUAUUCUUAGUAUCUACAAAAAUUCAUUCCUUCGUGGCAAUCCAAUCUCUUACUCAUUAAAUCAUUAAACAAUUUUCGACAUUUUUUUUCAGGUCUUCCUGAUUUGUAUGGUACAGCAGAAGGCAAUGGUGUCGGUUCGUACGAUUUUAUGUCGAAUCAUUGGGGUUUCCCACCAUACUUUCAUCUAAGUCAACUUUAUCCUCCAAUUUUGUCUCCUUGGUCUAAGAUGAAAGCCGGAUGGCUCGAUCCUUUUGUGAUAGAUAAAUCUGGAAAUUUUAUUAUUGAAGCCUCUCACUCGUGUGACCAAAUCUUUCGAUUAAAUUUGAGCGAUGAGGGGACUGAAUAUUUGCUCAUCGAAAAUCGGCAACCCAUUGGUUUCGACUUUUUUCUUCCGCAAGGUGGGCUCGCUAUCUGGCACAUCGAUGAGAUUGCUUCAAAUGUUGAAGGUUUUCCUGAACAAGAAGGAAUUCCAUGGCCAGUGAAUGGGAAACAUUACAAGGUAUCGCUUCUUCAAGCAGAUGGGGCAUACGAUCUCGAAAAUAGACGCAACAACGGUGAUGAAUUUGAUCUCUUCCAUAAAGAAGGAGUUGAUUUCUUGGCUCCAUCAGUAAAUUUUAUGGAAGGUCCCUAUCCAAGCACGGACUCUUAUCAGAAGAUACCAGCCCGAACAGGAAUAUUGAUUCAUCAAAUCAGUCAUUCCGCUCCUUCCAUGUCAUUUUCUGUAAAUUUAAUGAAUGAACUGUCAUCUGCAUUUCUUGGUGGAAAUGGGGCGUCAGGCACUAUGUUUGAUAUACUCCCCGUGAAAGACAUCAACAUACGAAAAAUUUACUUGAAUCUUGCCGUGGAUGAAACCGUCAACGUCGAGCUUUGGACCAGGACCGGCACUCACAUCUCGUUUGAAAACAAACCGUGGCUGUGGCAAAGAAGUGUUGUUGUAUCUGUUGAUGGUAAUGGGAGAGGGAAAAAGAGCUGUAUGGACAUCGAAAAUUUACCUCUAAAUGCCAACACUCGCUAUGGUUUUUAUCUCGUUUUGACCAAAGGUAGAUUUAGAUACACGAAUGGGAUUGCAGCUGGGAGCGUAUCUGUGUCAAACGAGGAUCUGACCGUAUACGAAGGUGUGGGAUUAACACGGCCAUUUGGUAAAGUAUACCAAAAUCGAAUCUGGAAUGGGGGUAUUUUUUACGACGUCCUUUCAGAAGACGGCGAACGGAGUGGUGGACGUCGCCUAGAGACUACUUUCGAUGGAGGGUCCGGUCAAGACGGUGUAAUGUUUGACGUUUUGCCUAAACACGAUCUUGAUAUGGAUGGAUUCGAUCUUCACCUCAUUGAUAGCGACACGGUGUGUGUUCACGUAUAUACCAAAGAAGGGCCUUUUACCGGUUCAGAGAACAAACGCGAUGAUUGGAUAUUGCUAGCAAAAAUGAACGUAAAGGGAAAAGGAAUCAAUGUUGCGACCAAGGUGCUGCUCGAUCACUCCGAUGUUAUUACGUUGAAGAAGGACAAACUCCAGGCAUUCUAUAUUUUCAUCGAAAAUGGGAGGGGUCUGCGUUACACUGAAGGUCACGGAACCGGCAAUCCCGUCCGUAGCGAUGACAAUCUUACGAUUUUUGAGGGAGUCGGUGUUGCAUCUCAGUUUGGUUCUAUUUUCCAGAGCAGGGUCUGGAAUGGCGCAUUGCACUACCGAAUCAAGAAAAACUAGAAAUUUUACAAAAAAUCUUGUAUGGAUCGGAGCUUAAUCCCACGUAUAAAUCUUGUAGUUCACGAAGUUCCUAUUAGUUUGAAGUUGAUUGUUGACCCAGUCGAUUGAUGAUCCUAGAGUUUUUAAGUCGCCUUUCCGUAUACUCCUCAACUUGCAAUUGAAUCAUUUCAUUGACAGGUUGUCUGGCCAUGAGAGUCAAGAAAUCGACGAGAAAAUCCCUUUUUGUGUAUAAUUCGUUGUCGAUAAAGCCAGCAGCAGUACCAGGAGCAACGUAAGUCACAUCGGUUGCUGGGACGCUACAAACAUCGUGGCGUCUAUUUUUCGCCAGGUGCUUUAUUCUCUUCUUUAUCAGCUUCACUUGUUGUUUGCUUUUGAGAUUCGCAAUUUUUUUAACAAGGUCGGUGACAUCCUCAACGUAGCGUUUGUGAAAAUUAAACGCAGGUGGAUCCGUUAGAGAAUGGAUUGAGGAAGAGCUUCUUCGCGACGGUCUGCUGUUUCGAUCCACUCGAUUUCGAAUUAUUUUAUUCCCAAUAUUAUCAGCAGAUACACCAUGACGACGCUGCCCUCGCCCGUCAUCCUCUUCAAUUAUUGUUAAUGCGUCGUUAUAUGUCUUGUCCAGGUACUGAUCGUAGGGUGAGUACAAAUGUUUUGACCACCAUAGUUCCAGAUGAUCAUGAAAGCUUCCCCCACAAAUCAUGCACUUGUCGGGACUAUAUCUACUACAAGGAUAUAGAAGCUUCAAUAUGGAGUUGCUCUCGUACCUCACAAAUAGAUAGCCUCCUUUGCCUUCGUAAAUGCGAUCCUUCAGCAAUCUGUGGCACCACUUGUAGAGAAUAGCGGAGGGCAAGUCCCAAACAAAAAAUCCACACGCUCGUCGGUUGCUAGUCACUAUGGCCCUACCAUCACAGGGCAAGGAUUGUUGUACCUGUGCAGUUUGAGAGGUCUCGUUCGGAGGUCUCGUUCGUCUCGACGUCGAUCCCGGUGUAUUGAUAGAAGAUGAGUAGGCUGAUGACAAGAUAGAAGAAAUUAUUAUGAAGCGC